GGUAGAUAUAUGUAAGGUAGGGAAACCUUCUAAAAUCUAACCUCCGUGCAAAAUUCUUUUGGAGACAGAGUCAAAGAUGCAUUUCAAAAACUUAAAUGUUCAACUUUGCUCCAAGCUUCUAGCUGUAGUAUCACUUUUAGAUACUUGCUUGGCGGUCAACUCUCUGAGGGUCGAUACGACAGUAGGAACUGUAUACGGAUUGAUCAACGGCACUACACCGAACGUCGCGCAAUUCCUCGGCAUCCCUUUUGCAGAGCCGCCGGUAGGAGAGCUUCGAUGGUCUCCUCCUACCGUAAAAUCUCCCGUCAGCAGGAUCGAUGCAACGUCUUUCAGUCCUUCUUGUCCGCAAUAUGAGAGCUCAAUACCAUCUACAUACAACAUAGACUCACGGGGUUUUUUGAUCACACCAGGCAAGACUUCCGAGGACUGCCUCACUCUCAAUAUUUGGGCUCCGGUGACCACUCAAGGUAACUGUACUCAGAAACUUCCGGUCAUUGUCUGGAUAUAUGGCGGUUCAUUUCAGACCGGUGGUGGAGAGACUGCGUAUCAGAUCCCAAGCCAAUGGGUACAGAGAAGCCAAUCUCACAUCGUUGUGGGGAUCAACUAUCGUCUUAAUAUCUUUGGUUUCCCAAAUGCAGCAGCUUUAAAUCAAACAGAUCUCAAUCUCGGGUUCCUAGACCAACGUCUGGGCCUCGAAUGGGUCCGCUCAAACAUUGCUUCCUUUGGCGGUGAUCCAUCCAGGAUCUCGCUAUGGGGUCAAUCGGCGGGCUCGAUGUCGGUAGACUACUACAACUUUGCAUACCCACAUGAUCCCAUCGUUUCUGGCUUGAUUAUGGACUCGGGCACUGCUUUUACCCCUUUAGGAACAAAUGACCCAACACACACCAAUUUCACGUUUGUAGCUGGCCACUUCGGCUGCGGAAACCUCUCAGCACCAGCAGAACUGGCGUGCAUGAGAAAAAUACGCAGUAGGGAAAUUGAAAACUUUCUCAAGGCCUAUCAGGACAAUGGAACUCAGCCGCCUAUCUCCUUCAACCCCGUGAUCGAUAAUCGAACGAAGUUUGCAAACUAUACUACUAGGGCACUUGCCAAGGGAUUCUCUCAAGUGCCUGCAAUAAUAGGAACAAACGCGAACGAGGGAGUGUCCCUCGUAGGUUGGGAUCCCAACGGUCCCGACAGGACACAAGCAAACUCCGCAACCUUGAACAUGUUCCUUUGCCCCGCUGAUCAAACCACCAAAAACCGCUACGCUGUCGGCGUUCCCACAUUCCGCUACCUCUACGCCGGAAACUUUUCCAACAUCUCGCCUCGGCCAUGGCAAGGGGCGUACCAUUCCUCGGAACUGCCCCUGCUUUUCGGCACUUCGGACAUUGCUCAUGGGCCGAGCACGCCCUUUGAGACCACGCUGAGCCACAGGAUGCAGGAUCUCUGGUUGGCCUUCAUCAGUGAUCCUGUGAAGGGACUGCCCGCGCAGGGAUGGUUGCCUUAUGCACCGAAUGGCACGGCAGUGGAGUUUGGGAAGGGCAAUACGCUGGUGGGGAGUAUUGGAAUGAGAGAGUUGGAAAGUGUGUGUAACGGGGUUCAUGGUCUGCCGGGAGCAGUCCCUCCGCAAUGAGGAUGAAAUUUGAAGAAAAAACUUUUGUUUCUUCGAAUCAGGCCAAGCCACUCAACCCCAAAUUGAAACGAGGAAUACAUAUGAGAUGCGGCAGAAUGAGAAUAGACAGAAUAACGAAUGUGAUAAUGUUAAUGCUACAGAAAAUGCAAAUGAAUCCUUUGUUUACCCUUCACAUCCUAUGC
Molecule: messenger RNA, 1797 nt
Organism: Amorphotheca resinae ATCC 22711
Lineage: Eukaryota; Fungi; Ascomycota; Leotiomycetes; Helotiales; Amorphothecaceae
Exons: 4
Coding region: 77-1615 (512 amino acids)
Source: RefSeq, a predicted model, not a curated record